UUCAUCGACAGUCAUGUCUGUCCCCAACAGAGGCCCUGAGCUUCAGGUCGUAUGCUAUACUCUUGCCGUUUCCUCAGUGAUAGCAGUCGCACUACGUAUCUAUGUUCGCGUGCGCUUGGUCAAAAACUUUGGAUUGGAUGACUGGUUCAUGUGCAGUGCUCUUAUCACAUUUCUCCUAUUCGUCAUGUCGGCCCUCCUUGGUGUGAAGCAUGGCACAGGUCGACACAGAGACGACCUCGACCCUCAUGACUUUCAGCAAGCAAUGAAAUGGUGGUGGUGGUGCUACUUAUGGUACUGCCUCACGAUGAUAUCUUCAAAGAUCUCAAUUGGCUACCUACUCCUCCGCAUCACGACACGAAAACUCGACGUAUGGAUCCUCUACGGCGUCAUGGCCAUUACUGUCUGCACCGGAGUCGUCUUCUUCUUCGUCACUCUCUUCCAAUGCACGCCGAUCUCGUACUUCUGGAACCAAGACCAACCCGGAAAAUGCGUCAAGCCUGAGGUCAUCAUGGCCCUCACCUAUCUGUACAGUGUGUUCAGUGUUAUAUCAGACUUCACUUGUGCUAUUCUACCAAUGUUCUUGGUGUUCAAGCUCAACAUGGGAAGGAGGACGAAGCUGGCUCUGAUUCCUAUCAUGGCUAUGGCCUGCGUGUUGGUAUACCCUCGUUAUUACAAGAGACAUUGGCUCACACUUUACAGGGCAAGCGCAGCUGUCGUCGUUCGAUUCCCUUUCGUCAAAGAUUUCAAGAACCCAGACUUCUUAUGGGCAACAAUCGACAUCGCCAUCUGGUCGACAACAGAACAGGGCCUGGCCGUCACGGCCGGGUCUUUGGCAACGCUGCGGCCUUUGCUUCGAUUACUCGGCCGCAAGCUUGGCAUAACGACAUCGGGACGGUCUGAGUUGCGGGACACUGAUCAGCCAAUGGGCUCGGGGGGGUUCAGGCCUUCAAAGGGAACCAACGGCAGCGGCAAUAAGCAUCGCGAUCUUUUUAGCCUCGCCACAUUCGCAAGGGAGGACGACCUGGACGGCAACGGGCGAGACGGCCAGGCAGCUUACGCUGGGGAGCACCAUUUCCAGAGUAGAUCGUCUGCUGAGAAGGGAGUCUCGGCGUGGAGGUCGAGGGACAAUGAGAGUGAGGAGGAGUUGACAGGACAGGUUGGAAGUGACAAUUCGCGGAUCGUCAAGGUGACAACCUUUGAGAGAAAAUAUGUUGUAGUAAAAUGA
Fusarium oxysporum Fo47 is the source of this 1225-nucleotide messenger RNA. RefSeq lists its product as uncharacterized. The coding region runs from base 14 to 1225 and encodes 403 amino acids. The transcript has 5 exons. The record is from RefSeq and is a predicted model, not a curated record. NCBI's taxonomy places the organism in Eukaryota, Fungi, Ascomycota, Sordariomycetes, Hypocreales, Nectriaceae.